GAGGCUUCAGGAGGCGGCACUGCCAGCGGACAUCACACAGCCUCGGACUGCGGAGCCCGCAUCGCAGGCGUCAGGCGUUGCAGCAGGCAGCAAGCAUUGUGCGGAUCGACGGCAGACGCCCACCCAGCGCCCAGUGCAGCCAACUCUGAUUCCUAGGAUCCCGCAAUGACUCUGAAUAAUGUCACCAUGCGCCAAGGCACUGUGGGCAUGCAGCCACAGCAGCGCUGGAGUAUCCCUGCUGAUGCCAGGCAUCUGAUGGUCCAGAAGGAUCCUCACCCCUGCAACCUCCAAAACCGCCACUCUCCUGCUCCGGAAGACCACUGCCGACGGAGCUGGUCGUCCGACUCCACAGACUCGGUCAUCUCUUCUGAGUCUGGAAACACCUACUACCGCGUAGUGCUUAUAGGGGAGCAAGGAGUGGGCAAGUCCACCCUGGCCAACAUCUUUGCAGGUGUGCAUGACAGCAUGGACAGCGACUGUGAGGUCUUGGGAGAAGAUACAUAUGAGCGUACCCUGGUCGUUGAUGGAGAGAGUGCAACCAUUAUCCUCCUGGACAUGUGGGAAAAUAAGGGGGAGAACGAAUGGCUCCAUGACCACUGCAUGCAGGUCGGGGAUGCCUACCUGAUCGUCUACUCUAUCACAGACCGUGCGAGCUUCGAGAAGGCAUCUGAGCUGAGGAUUCAGCUCCGCAGGGCCCGGCAGACAGAAGACAUUCCUAUCAUUUUGGUUGGCAACAAAAGCGACUUAGUGCGGUGUCGAGAAGUGUCUGUGUCAGAAGGGAGAGCUUGUGCUGUGGUGUUCGACUGCAAAUUCAUCGAGACCUCUGCGGCCGUGCAGCACAACGUGAAGGAACUGUUUGAGGGCAUUGUGCGGCAGGUGCGCCUGCGCAGGGACAGCAAGGAGAAGAAUGAGAGGAGGCUGGCCUACCAGAAGAGGCGGGAGAGCAUUCCCAGGAAAGCCAGGCGCUUCUGGGGCAAAAUUGUGGCCAAAAACAACAAGAACAUGGCUUUCAAGCUCAAGUCAAAAUCCUGCCAUGACCUGUCUGUGCUCUAGGCACCCAGUGUCAUCCAGAUGUCCCCUUGGUGGACAUCGUUGAAGGCUUUUGGGACCAGUGAUCUAUAUUAGAUUGGAUACAUAAGCAUUGUUAGACGCGGCUUCCCCUAUUGCAGAUGGAAACCAACAGGUUAGCCUCGUGGGCAACCAAGUGCACGGGCAAUGAAUGAGCUCUGUCAAGAGUCAGUAUUUAUUCAUAGGAAAAGCUUGACCUGCUACGUGGACGUCUCAGACUCAUUUAUGGGCACGCUUCGGGUUCACAUGAGUUUCUCUCUCCUUUGGACAGCAGAGUAUUGAUGCUUAUGAAGAAUGCGUAGGACAGGAGUUUUCAUCAUUGAAGUUUUUCCCAGUGUUGUUCUAUGUGACUUCGAGGUCCUUGGAUCAUAUAGAGAUGUAGGAAAAUGGUGGUAGUUUAUUGGAAGGAGAAGGGCUCAUUGCGUACUUAUAUCCCGGGAACGACAUCUUUAGAGCUGGCCUCAUCACAGUUGUGACUGUUUCUGCUCCAGUGAAGAGAACUGUUAGAAUUUGCUGGAAACUGAGGCUUACUAACAGCUUUUGUUUAAAGACCACAGAGAUUUGUAGACUUAGGAGCUAAUAUGUGUACUACUAACAGGUUCAAAAAAUUGUUUACUUAUGUGUCGUAGAAGUGUUUAUUUUGAGGAAACUAUUUUUUUUUUGCCAAAUUCCACUUAGUCAAAUCAUCUUUUAUGUCUUGCUGUUUUUUAAAUCAUUAAGCUAUCAUAAAAUAUUUUUUUAAAAAAAUCUCAACUAUAUUGAUAACCUGCAGUGCAAAAUUUUAAAUAUAGUCCUGUUCCCCCCCCCCAAACAUAAACAUGCCCCAUCCUUUGGGUUGCUUCUUGUAUGCCACAGCUGAAUUAUAUUUAUUAUUUUGCAAAUAACCAUUUUAAUAUUUGAUAAAGCAUAUUUAUGAGCAUAUUUCUUACUGAGAAAAUGUCUGUUUUAUUACCUUUUUAUAUUUUUCAAAAUAUUCAAGUUUUUACCUAUAUGUCUUAUAAUAAAAUAAAUAAAAUCUUUGAAAAGGAAAGCAUUCUGCUAUCCUCCAUGCAGAAGACAAGUGCGAGUCUCUUCCUCUGGCGUUUAGAACAAGCUGUGUUUCCAAGGGACAGACAGUUUCCCCUGCCAUUAGCUAAGUCCUUAGCUAUUUUUUUUUUUUUUUUAAGAAUCCCCAAGUUCUCUCCUUUGGAAUCAUGGUUCAUAGAAAAGAAGAGUUAUUUCUGGCUGAUUGAAUUGGGAAGGAUUUGGAGUCAAAUA
Messenger RNA from Mus caroli (Ryukyu mouse), 2325 nucleotides. RefSeq names its product GTP binding protein overexpressed in skeletal muscle (gene Gem). Gene Ontology annotation, molecular function: calcium channel regulator activity; GTP binding; GTPase activity. The record is from RefSeq and is a predicted model, not a curated record. NCBI's taxonomy places the organism in Eukaryota, Metazoa, Chordata, Mammalia, Rodentia, Muridae. Gene Ontology annotation, biological process: negative regulation of high voltage-gated calcium channel activity. Gene Ontology annotation, cellular component: plasma membrane.